CCAUGGUCGGCCGGGGCGCAGGCGCGGGCUCCACAGUGGAGAAAGAUGGCGGCACCGACGUUUACUGCGAGGUUAUACUCCCUGUUGUUCCGCAGGACCUCCACUUUCGCCCUCACCAUCGCCGUGGGCGCUUUGUUCUUCGAGCGCGCCUUCGACCAAGGCGCGGACGCGAUCUACGAACACAUCAACGAGGGGAUGUGAAUCCCAAAACAUUAAAUGAGAAGCUGUGGAAACACAUCAAGCACAAGUAUGAGAAUAAGUAGUUCCCCGGAGACCCCUACCCAAGCCAAAAGGACCAGGUCCAUCCACCAGCUGUUUGCCCAGAACCAGGGCCUCAGCUUGAAGAUGAUGCUCAGAUUACUCUUCACCGACCACCUUUAGCUGUUGGCAAGAAGUGGCUUCACCUGACAGACUCUUUAACUUCUGCUGUGUUUGAAGCAUGUUUAAUCAGUCAUCAGCAAAUAAAUGUAAAUUGUCCUUGA
Molecule: messenger RNA, 482 nt
Organism: Leopardus geoffroyi (Geoffroy's cat)
Lineage: Eukaryota; Metazoa; Chordata; Mammalia; Carnivora; Felidae
Product: cytochrome b-c1 complex subunit 9
Exons: 3
Coding region: 46-201 (51 amino acids)
Biological process (GO): mitochondrial electron transport, ubiquinol to cytochrome c
Source: RefSeq, a predicted model, not a curated record